AAGUCCUGUAGGCUGUCAACAUGUUGUGGUGCCGUCUCACUACAAACUCUUCUCAGUGAUCAAUUCAAGGCUUGGCAAGGACAGACAUACGACCAUGCCGGCAUGCACCCUCGUCCGUCGUCAGAUCGUCAGAUGGCAGGCACGCGAGCGCGACGAGGCCCUUCAACAGCUGGCCGCCGGCCUACGCAGCGGCGACGGCAGCACAGCAUGGAGACGAAUGAGUUUCUGCUGCGACAGGAGCGCACUUCUACGGCUGAUGAACAGCAGAACUGGCCGACGUUCAACAUUGAGCCGACUGCUCCCUCGAGCGAGUCACUGUCGCCUAUCGCGGCAAGGACGAGGUCUCGUAGUAGGAGUGCAUUGGCAUGGACGCCAGGCUUAGGCCCGCCAGCUCAGCCUCAGUUGUCCCCGCCCAGCAGUGCCUAUGGUGACACCGAGUCUCCGCUGCUCGGAGGUCCAGAGCUGCUCGUCGACAGAUUCAAGCGGUCAGGCCCCUCCGAGCGAAGGCUGCUCCUACAAGCUCUGUCGAGCGUGUUUGAUCAUUCAGACUUGGUCUACCUCUCCGAACUCAUCAAGCCGCUCAUGUGCCGAGACUUCCUGACCGAGAUGCCGCCUGAGAUUGCGCUGCAGAUCAUAGGCUACCUGGACGACCCCAAAGAUCUCGUGAGGUGCUCUCAAGUCAGCAAGCGGUGGCGCGCUAUCGUGGCGGACGAGCAUACUUGGAAGGCUUUGUGCGAGAAAGUCUACAGAGGCGGCUCAGCCCGAGCUCUGUCUGGCUUGAGCACCUCCAACAGCUAUUCGGCCAUCCAACGCGGCGUAUUCAGGCGGCUCGCUAAUGACUACAGACAGGGUGGCACGCAUGCUCGUGCUGCCUAUCUCUUCACUAAUCCAGAUGCUAUGCGUAUGGCGGACGCGCUCCCACCAGAAGCAGAAGGGACAGGCGGCCCCGCGCCUGUACGCGGUCUCGGCCUGGCUCUCACAGACGCGGUAGCCACGGGUCAGAUUCCCUCGGGGCGAUCGGCUGAGGAUGGCGGACGAGCCAACGAGAUUGGCGUCCAGACACACCAGUUGGCUGACAUGCUCGAGCCGCUUAGCCUGAACAAUCUGGGUGGUAUGGGUGCUCAUGCCGUCGAAAGAGCCAAUCUGCCUCUGCCCUCUGCCUUCAACACACCUUCGCUCAACUCUCCAGCGGAUCCUCUGGAUCAAGCCAGCGAAGACACUGCCGAAGAGCCCGCUCGCUUUUCGUACAAGCGCGAGUUCAAGCAGCUUUUCAUGACCGCCUCGAGUUGGCUCAACGGACCAGGUCGCGUCUUGUCCACUCAGACAUCAGCAGACGAUGGUGCAGUGACAAGUCUGGCCUUCGACACCCAGUGGAUCGUUGUUGCCAUGAACUCAAGAGAGCUCCACGUCUUCAGCGCUUCAACGGGCACAUAUGUUAGAACGCUCAGAGGGCAUGAAGCUGGCGUCUGGUGUCUUGUCCUCGUCUCUGCGGGCGGUGGUCCAGUACAUCCUGUCUCGGGCGAUGCCUCUCCAGAGACUCGAAGAACGAGACGCUCAUCUUCUGUCGGACCCGCAUCUCCCGUCGCCGAACGACGUGCUCUACCUACAUCUGCGCCAUUUGCGCGUUCGGGGUCAACCAUGUCUAAUUUGUCAGCAGCUUCAAACGAUAGCCAGAGCUACAGCGGUCGAUUUCAGUCCACGGACCAAGCCGACUCGCCUCUGCGCAGCAAACAUCCCCGCCGACCUUCGUCGUUCUCUGGACUAGAGAACAAAGAACGCGAAGGCCAGUUCGGCACACAGAGAUCCUCAGAUGGUCCCAUGGGCAUGGGUCUUGGAGCAGGCGGCAACGGCGGACCGGUCUCCCAGCAAAAUACGGCUUGCGGUACCGCGAGAGGAUGGGGUCAACCUGAAGCUCUGGUGAUCAGCGCAGGCUCGGAUCGCGAUAUUCGCGUAUGGGAUGUCCGUUCGGGCACAUGUCUUUUCAGGCUGCGCGGCCAUUCGUCAACGAUCAGAUGUUUACGCGUGCUAGAGGGCAGGCCGAUUGCAGUUUCGGCCUCGCGCGAUCAUACCUUACGUGUCUGGGAUCUUCGCAACGGUCGCUGUCGAAGAACGCUGCGAGGUCAUACAGACAGCGUGCGAUGUAUCGAGGUACACGAUAACAAGGUGGCGAGUGGAAGCUAUGAUCUCUCUUGCAAGCUCUGGAACGUCGAUACGGGCGAAUGCCUCUUUACCUUUACGGGACACAUCAAGCAAAUCUUCACCAUCGCAUACGACGGAAACCACAUCGCUACUGGUAGUCUAGACUCCACUGUCCGGACCUACAAUGCUAUCACGGGCGAGUCAAUCGCAGCGCUGCAAGGUCACAUUCUGCUGGUCACGCAAGUCUUGAUCAAAGACUCUAUCCUCGUCUCAGGCGGACACGAAGGCUCGAUCAUGGUGACUGAUCUUACAACAGAGGAGAAGGUGCAUCGCUUGCUGGCGCACGACAAUUCCAUCACUUCGUUACAAUUCGACAGCCGCUAUCUCGUCACAGGUAGCAACGACGGUCACGUCAAGCUCUUCGACCUAAAGACAGGACAAUUCAUUCGCGAUCUCAUCGAACCCUGCGACCUCGUCUGGAAAGUCGCCAUACGCGACGACAAGUGCGUUGUACUCUACCAAAAGCAAGGCAGGACGGUCCUCUCGCUGAUCUCAUUCCGAGCAAGCGACAGCGAUCUUUAGAUGCCGCCUAGACACAUCAUGUAAAUUAUGCAUGCUGCGUGCACAGACGGCGAGUUGAAAUUCGAAUGCAAAUAGUCA
Messenger RNA from Mixia osmundae IAM 14324, 2799 nucleotides. RefSeq lists its product as uncharacterized. The record is from RefSeq and is a predicted model, not a curated record. The transcript has 2 exons. NCBI's taxonomy places the organism in Eukaryota, Fungi, Basidiomycota, Mixiomycetes, Mixiales, Mixiaceae. Bases 208 to 2721 code for a protein of 837 amino acids. Gene Ontology annotation, molecular function: protein binding.